GAGGGAAGGACAUCUACAUGAGAGGACGGCAAGAGUAAAACAAGAACUACGCCACAACAAUUUGCAAUUAAACAAUGUAAAUGGUUUUUUUGGAUUUCACAUCGAAGUGUAGUAAUUAAGCUUGUUUUUCCAACUAUAAAUACCUGCAAUCUGAACUCAGAUUGUCUAUGCCACCACAAUGGGUGCUCUAAAUUUAGAAGAACGUCCAUUGAAAUUUCAUUUCAUUCCAUACCCUGCACCUGGCCACAUGACCCCUCUAUGCGACAUUGCUACACUCUUUGCCUCAUGCGGUCACCAUGUUACCAUCAUUACCACUCCCUCUAAUGCCCAAAUCAUUCUCAAAUCCAUCCCUUCUCACAACCACCUCCGCCUUCAUACUGUUCCAUUUCCUUCCCACCAAGUAGGCUUGCCGCUCGGUGUUGAAAACCUUGCCUUUGUCAACAAUGUCGACAACUCGUGCAAGAUACACCAUGCCACCAUGUUGCUCCGAUCACCAAUCAACCACUUUGUGGAGCAAGACUCGCCUGACUGCAUCGUAGCUGACUUUAUGUUCUUGUGGGUGGAUGAGUUGGCAAACAGACUUCACAUUCCCAGACUCGCCUUCAACGGUUUCUCACUCUUUGCCAUAUGUGCCAUGGAAUCCCUUAAGGCACGCGACUUUGAAUCCUCUAUCAUUCAAGGUCUUCCUCAUUGUAUCACAUUGAAUGCAAUGCCACCCAAGGCGUUGACCAAAUUUAUGGAGCCACUAUUGGAAACGGAGCUCAAAAGCUAUGGGCUCAUCGUCAACAACUUCACUGAGCUUGAUGGAGAAGAGUACAUCGAGCAUUAUGAGAAAACAAUAGGUCAUCGAGCUUGGCAUUUGGGACCAUCUUCUCUCAUUUGUAGGACCACUCAAGAGAAAGCAGAUAGGGGACAAACAAGUGUAGUGGACGUGCAUGAGUGCUUAAGUUGGCUAAAUUCAAAGCAACCCAACUCAGUGCUCUACAUAUGUUUCGGGAGCCUCUGCCAUUUCACUAAUAAGCAAUUGUAUGAGAUUGCAAGCGCAAUAGAAGCAUCGGGUCACCAAUUCAUAUGGGUUGUCCCCGAGAAGAAAGGGAAAGAGGAUGAGAGCAAUGACGAGAACGAAAAGUGGAUGCCAAAGGGAUUUGAAGAGAGGAAUAUUGGGAUGAUCAUAAGGGGGUGGGCCCCACAAGUGGUGAUUUUAGGCCACCCUGCUAUCGGUGCAUUCUUGACACAUUGCGGGUGGAACUCCACCGUGGAAGCCGUUAGUGCAGGGGUUCCAAUGAUCACGUGGCCAGUGCAUGACGAACAAUUCUACAACGAGAAGUUGAUAACUCAGGUGCGGGGUAUUGGUGUGGAGGUUGGUGUGGAGGAGUGGAGCUUCAUUGGAUUCAUGAAGAAGAAGAAGAUAGUGGGCAGAGACAUUAUAGAGAAGGCUCUGAGGAGGUUGAUGGAUGGUGGAAUUGAAGCUGUUGAAAUCAGAAAGCGAGCACAAGAAUAUGCAAUAAAGGCCAAACGAGCUGUCCAAGAAGGUGGUUCGUCCCACAAAAAUUUAAUGGCAUUGAUUGAUGAUCUUAAACGACAAAGGGGACAUAAGUCAUUAGAUUCUUAA
Messenger RNA from Medicago truncatula (barrel medic), 1612 nucleotides. RefSeq names its product scopoletin glucosyltransferase. Bases 179 to 1612 code for a protein of 477 amino acids. Gene Ontology annotation, molecular function: UDP-glucosyltransferase activity. The record is from RefSeq and is a predicted model, not a curated record. NCBI's taxonomy places the organism in Eukaryota, Viridiplantae, Streptophyta, Magnoliopsida, Fabales, Fabaceae. The transcript has a single exon.